Molecule: messenger RNA, 1320 nt
Organism: Spirometra erinaceieuropaei
Lineage: Eukaryota; Metazoa; Platyhelminthes; Cestoda; Diphyllobothriidea; Diphyllobothriidae
Source: the annotation of a GenBank genome assembly
AUGCAGCUGCGCUGGAGCGGCCACCUGGUGCGCAUGGACGACGAGCGACUACCCAAACGACUCUUCUACGGAGACGUCGCGACGGGUUCUCGUCGUCAAGGAGGCCAAAUUCGCCGUUUCAAAGAUACUCUGAAGUCCUCCCUGAAGCGCCUGCAAAUCAACCCGACCAACUGGGAAGAGCUCGCUCGCGAUCGUCCGGCAUGGAGGAGAACAGUGAAGACGGGCGCUGCUAUCUAUGAAGCCAACCGAAUCGCCGCCGCCAAAGCGAAACGCGAAGCCCGCAAAUCACAAUUUCGCCCAGUCCGCAACGCCGCCGCACAACCGCUCCCAACGUGUCCUCGAUGUCAACGGACAUUCCGGGCACGAAUCGGACUUGUUGGACAUCUCCGAACCAACUGCACCUCUUGAACUGCUCCAGCCAUCGUCCCCCCGCCCGCCUCUUCCUCGUCCUCUCUUCCGCCGACUAACUCUGACACUCCUUCUGCACCACCAAUUCCAUCCUCCUCGUCCUCGUCGUCGUCCUCCCUCUCCACUGCCCCUGCGGCGGCCGUUCAGACUGCUGUCUCACACAUCACCAACACCAACACACCAACCAACAUCACCUCUCCCAUCUCUCCCGAUUCCAGUGAUGAGGAUCAGGACUACACCUGCCCUCACUGUGACCGCACCUUCACAUCACACAUCGGCCUGGUCGGUCAAUUGCGAAUCCAUCGCACAGAGACUGGCGAACCAGUGCCUGGAGCACCAACCUACACCCACCGCACUCGCCUCCACUGCCCACAAUGCCCUCGCACCUUCACUCAUCGCAUGGGUCUAUUCGGCCACAUGCGCAUCCACCAGAGCGGAAUUGACCGCAGCCUUGACACAUCCACCCCGCCGAGCCCCACUCCCAAACCACCACCUUGUGCACCCACUAACCACUCCCCAGCCGACAUCGACGCCACCGACCUUACCACCCCUCACUCCUCCCCUUCCUCCUCCUCUUCCUCCAUCACUGCCACAACGACGGCCGCUUCGGCGUCUGUCGCCCACGACCUCACCACAGCCGAACCUUACACAACAACAGGCACAACCCCUGCAACCUCCAUCAUCAGACGUGAGGGCCAGGGCUACAUCUGCCCUCACUGCGAUCGCACCUUCACUUCACGCAUCGGCCUGGUCGGUCACUUGCGAAUCCAUCGCACAGAGACUGGCGAACCAGUGCCUGGAGCACCAACCUACACCCACCGCACUCGCCUCCACUGCCCACACUGCCCUCGCACCUUCAGGCAUCGCAUGGGUCUAUUCGGCCACAUGCGCAUCCACGACGACCUGCGGUAG